Bradysia coprophila is the source of this 2333-nucleotide messenger RNA. RefSeq lists its product as uncharacterized. Gene Ontology annotation, molecular function: carbohydrate binding; zinc ion binding. The record is from RefSeq and is a predicted model, not a curated record. Lineage: Eukaryota; Metazoa; Arthropoda; Insecta; Diptera; Sciaridae.
AUUUCACUCACAACUGGUACGUGCGACAGUUCGUAAAACUUUAUUGCUACUACUCUACAUAGUACCAUAUCAGUCUGUUUUUGAUUUACCUUUUAAAAAGUAAUAUUGCUGAGUCUUGUCCAACGUCUCACCAUGCCUUAUGAAACCUGGACACCUGAACUGGUAUUUUCUGCACAUAAUUCAGAAGUUGAAUUGCUAGAAGCGAAGCUACGAACCGCAAAAAUUGUGACCGCUCUUGCUAGUGUACCAACGUGGGUGCUUGGCAAUGCAGGCGUGCCAAUCAUAUUUGGGGAAAGCAUUGCCUGGCUCAUUAGGUUCAGUGCUGACGUAGAAGGCUGUAAAAACCGUUUGAUUGAAGCCAAAAUCGAAAAAGCAACCGUAAGUUUUGCUGUGUCCUUUUACCAAGCUAAAAUUAGAUCAAUCCAGGGACGAUUGGAUAGACUGUUGAGCGAUAUAUCGAGAAAUGAGAGAGAGCUAGAAAUUGUUCCUGCUUUUAUGGCUUGUCAGGAAGUAAUGACAUUAUUUCAAGACACGACCUACCCAUUUUGGAUUAAGCCUGAUAUAUCAUCACCACUUCUGGUAUCAUUCGCUGCAGUUUAUGUGGCCGUGUGUCAAAUGACUGUCGAAUUAUUUGAUAGCUAUAGACCAGACGUUGCUAAAGAAAUUGUAAUGCUGGGAAACGUUGUAGACGACUACAGAAGGCGGUUCCUUUGCUUUAGGCUUUACAAACCCAAAUAUCCGAUCUUUUCUCGGAAGAACAUAAUUGACAAGUACGAUGAGAAACUUCGGACGACCGAUAGAUCGAAGACAAGGGGAGAGUUUGAUUGUUACUGCUUGUAUAGACAAAAUUACAGUGCAUCGCUCAUCGAAACGUAUGGGAGUUUUUUUGAUUCAGUGAAAGCAGCAAUUGUGGACUCGGGACUACUGCCAGAUGAUGAAACAUCGGAUGAAACGCCAAGAAAUGAAUGGUGUACAGACCACAAGCGAUGUUAUUUGAAUUUGGAAAGUCGUAAAGAAUGUUUUUGUAAGGACUGGAAUUCGUUCGACGGGGCUUUAUCGAUUAAGGGAAAAGAAGUGGAAAAAGCAAUUGCACAUGGGCAGUGUCUCUCAACGAUUUCUUCAAAGGACACUUACGUACGACACUAUCAAUACUCCUGUAACACGUGCGAAUUUUCGAAUUCGGAAUGUAUUUGUCGAAGUUGCAUGCUAAUGUGCCACAAAGGACAUGAUGUUGAGUUUAUACGGUACGGCUGGUUUUUCUGCGAUUGUGCUGAUCUAUCUGCAGAUACAAAUACAGAGUGUCAAUUGACCAAAGAAGAGGAAUUGCUAACCGAAGAAGUUCCAGCCAUUGAAUACGCUUGGCCAUUUGUUGUGUGUAAAGAAUGCGAACAAGAGGUUGUUGGAGAAAGAUACAAAUGUAGAAGCUGCAGCGACUUUGAUUUAUGCAAAUCAUGCGUCGCUGAUCAAGUUCACACCAAUCAUGAUGAUUUCAUCAGAAUGAUCAAGACAAAUACAUCGAAAGGUGUUGAAAGAUCAGGUGUACAUCGAUUUGUCACUUGUGAUGGAUGUGAGGAGAGUCCGUUAUGUGGACGCCGAUACAAAUGUACUCAAUGUGAGAAUUGCAAUUUGUGUACUACGUGCCACGACAAUGAGGUUCACGACCAUGACACAUUCGAAGAAAUUUCAAUAUCAAAAUCGGCGGUGAAUGUUAAGAAGAUUGGCUGGGGUGGACUUAUGGAAGCAUUGAAAAUUACCCAGCAAUUUCAAUCUGAAGCAUAUUGCAAUGAAAAUUCAGCACCUGAAUCUGAUGAUAUAGUGGAAGUUUGCCUUCUGUUGGACGAAGAUCCGCAAAUGCCUUUUUCGGGUACAAUCACCUGUCAGGAGAAUACAAUUUCCUUUGCCAUAAUUAUGAACGGACGCAUUCCACAACAACCCAACGGAUUUGAAGUGAUUCUGUUGCUGGAAGAUAAAGUACUACUUCAAUUCAAUCCACGCUGGUAUCAAGAAAAAAUUGUGGUGAGCACGGAUGAUACCGAUGUGGAAGAGUAUGCCCUUUUCUCCACUCUAGUUCCAGAUGAAGAGUUUCGAUUGAAAAUUCUAUUUGAAGAAAGCGGUUUCCAGAUAACAAUAAAUGAUGAGACGCCCAUCAACUUCGCACAACGUAUUAUUGAUGACGAAUUAAUAUUCAAGGUUAACGUUUCCGGCGAUGUGGUACUUGACUCAGUCGCAUUCAAUGUAUACAAUUCUACGUAAAGUUUGCUCUUAAUAUUGUACUUAGUGGGUAAUUGGGAUAUUUCGAAAAUAAAUAAAAUUUCAAUGAUUUUUUAAAGCUU